UUUGUUGUUAUCAUUAUAGUCUCAAAAAAAUUAAUAGUGUAGUUUUAAAAUUUAAAAAAUCAACAUUAAAACUGUCUUGUAGUAAAAUAUCAAAUGGUUUGUUUUUGUCAAAUAAAGGAUAUAUAACCUCGAAAGAUAAAUCAAUAGAAAUGGCAUCUUUAGACGAAUUUCAUCCUACGUUCGAUAAAGUUUCGGACAAAGUCGAUUUCCCUAAGGAGGAGGAAAAAAUCCUCAAGUAUUGGGACGAUAUAAAUGUUUUCAAUAACUGUAUGAAACUGUCCGAAGGAUCUCCGUCAUUCAUCUUUUAUGAUGGACCUCCUUUCGCCACCGGCCUGCCUCAUUACGGUCAUAUACUUGCCGGUUCCAUUAAGGACGUUGUGACAAGAUAUGCAUACCAAACAGGCCAUCACGUAGAAAGGAGAUUUGGUUGGGAUUGUCACGGACUUCCUAUAGAGCACGAAAUAGACAAUAUGUACAAUAUUAAACACUCGUCCGAUGUCUACAAAUUGGGAAUAGAUGUUUAUAACGAAAAGUGCAGGUCAAUUGUAAUGAAGUACUCUAACGAAUGGAAGCAUAUAGUAUCCAGAACAGGGAGGUGGAUAGACUUUGAAAAUGAUUACAAAACACUAAACACACCCUAUAUGGAAACACUUUGGUGGAUAUUCAAGCAACUGUAUCAGAAGAAUCUCGUCUACAGAGGAUUCAACGUCAUGCCAUAUUCACUUUCUUGUAACACACCUGUUUCAAACUUCGAGUCUAACCUAAAUUAUAAAAUGGUUACAGACCCCUCACUUUUUGUUUCUUUCAAGUGUUUGGAUGAAGAAUUUGAGUUGGUGGCGUGGACAACAACGCCAUGGACUUUACCAUCAAACAUGGCGCUCUGCGUAAACGGAGACUUCAACUACCUCAAAGUCAAGUACAAAAAGAAUAACAAAACCUAUGUGGUGGCUGAAUGUAGGCUGGAGUAUUUCUGUAACGCACUUGGAGCAAACAUUGACGAAAGCUUCGAGAAGCUCGGCUCGUUAUUCGGUAGGGAACUCGUCGGAAAGAAGUAUGAGCCACUGUUCGACUUCUUCGCAAAUCACCCAAACUUCUCCGAAGAACUGAUGUCAAGAGCAUAUGUGGUGGUAUCAGACAAAAUGGUGACAUCAGAAAGUGGUACGGGCAUAGUCCACUGCGCUCCAUACUAUGGUGAAGAUGAUUACAGAGUCUGCAUGAACUACAAAAUAUUGGACGGACCCCUUCCAGAGCUGAUCAACGAGUCUGGUAUCUUUGUUGGUUCAACAGGAGACUUGGCUGGUUUGUACAUUAAGGAUGCAGAUAAUGUCAUCAAGAAGAUGCUUAAGGCCAAGGACCAGCUGGUACACUCUGGAACUAUUGUUCACUCCUACCCGUUCUGCUGGAGGAGUGACACCCCACUCAUUUACAAGGCCGUAAACUGCUGGUUCAUCAAAGUAUCAGAGUUCAGACAGGACAUCUUAAACUCGAGUAUGCAGACUAACUGGACGCCAAAGUUUGUUAGAGACAAGAGGUUCCACAACUGGGUCUCUGAGGCCAGAGACUGGUGCAUUAGCAGGAACCGAUUUUGGGGCACACCAAUACCACUAUGGACUAGCGAAGACUACACCCAAAUCGUCUGCAUAGGAAGCAUUGAAGAGUUGGAGAAUUAUACGGGAGAAAAGGUUAAUGACUUACACCGUCACAACGUUGAUCACCUAUUGAUACCAGAUCCGAGAGGACCAGAGUAUCCCCCGCUGAGGAGAAUACCAGAGAUAUUCGACUGCUGGUAUGAAAGUGGAUCAAUGCCGCUGGCAAAGAUACACUACCCUUUCGAAAACAAAGACUCUCUAGACCAGCACUUCCCAGCUAAUUUCAUAGCUGAAGGUCUGGACCAGACUAGAGGUUGGUUCUACACACUGAUGGUCCUGUCAACACUACUCUUCAAUAAAUCCCCAUUCAAAAACGUAAUAGUGAACGGUCUAAUAUUGGCAAGUGAUGGUAAAAAGAUGUCCAAAAGGCUUAAGAAUUACCCAGACCCACUAGAUAUCAUAAACCAGUUUGGAGCAGACUCACUUAGGUUGUUUCUAAUAUCAUCCCCAGCAGUGAAGGCGGAACCAGUGAGAUUCUCAACGGAUUCAGUAAGAAACGUGCUAAAGGAUGUUAUUCUCCCCUGGUUCCACUCUUACAGGUUCCUAGUUCAGGAGGUUACAAGGUACGAGGUUACACACAAAAUGAAGUUCGUGCCUGACCCUGAAGCACCUUUCAAGUCUAGUUGUGUUAUGGACAGAUGGAUUAACACAAUUACACAGGAACUCAUCUAUUCUGUUCAUCAUGAAAUGGAAAAUUACAAACUCUACAAUGUCAUGCCAAAGCUCCUUUCAUUCUUGGAACAACUUACAAACUGGUACAUAAGGAUAAACCGCGAGAGGAUGAGGGGCACCUUUGGUGAUGAGGAAUGUGUGGUCUCAUUGCAGUCACUGUUUACUUCACUGAAGACUUUUAACCACCUAAUGAGUAUGUUCGCGCCAUUCACAUCAGAGAUGAUAUACCUUAACCUGAGGAGAUUUUCUGGGGGGAUGGAAAGUAUUCAUUAUGAGAAGCUACCAAAGUCAACAAUGAGCUUUGACAAGGAACUCAUGAGAAGGAUAGAGGUGAUGCAGAGUAUUAUACUUCUCUCCAGGACAAUAAGGGAGCGUAAAAAGAUAUCUCUCAAGUUUCCGCUGAGGAAACUUACGGUAAUUCACCAAGAUGUAGAGCUCCUAUCCUCAAUGGAGGAGCUACUCCAGCUCAUUAAGGAUGAAAUCAAUGUGCUGGAUGUCGUGUUGUCUACUGACACUUCACUAAUAACUCUCAACGCCAUGCCUAACUUUAGGAUUCUGGGCGCUAGAGUCGGAAAGGAUAUGAAGCAUGUUUCUGAUGCAGUCCGAAAUCUGGACGAGUCUCAGAUUAAAUUGUUGGAGAGAGAGCCACUGCUGCUUUUGGGCCACUCCAUCUCAAUUGAUGAUGUUGUUAUUACUAGAAAAAUUAAUCCAGAAAAGUUGGAUAAUAAUAAUUUCGACGCAGAGUCCGACAACAACCUCACUGUAAUUCUCGAAUUGACAAAGGAUGACACAUUGGAAUACAAGGCUUUAACUAGGGAAGUUGCCAACAGAGUUCAAAAGAUGAGGAAGGAGCUCGGAUUAUCAAUUGACGACGACAUCACUGUGUACAUAUAUACUGAUGACCUCGAGCUUUUCAAUAUGCUCGAGUCUCAAACUGAAAGUCUUAAAAAAAUACUAAAAAAGAAUGCAGUUGUCACAAAUAAUCUAAAUGUUGCUAAUAAGUUUCAUUCAGAGGAAUUCUCAAUCCGAAACUGUAAAGUAGAAGUUGUUAUUGUCAAAAAUUAAUAUACUAAAUUAUUAAA
Molecule: messenger RNA, 3403 nt
Organism: Theileria parva strain Muguga
Lineage: Eukaryota; Apicomplexa; Aconoidasida; Piroplasmida; Theileriidae
Gene: ileS
Product: isoleucine--tRNA ligase
Exons: 8
Coding region: 150-3386 (1078 amino acids)
Biological process (GO): isoleucyl-tRNA aminoacylation
Molecular function (GO): ATP binding; aminoacyl-tRNA deacylase activity; isoleucine-tRNA ligase activity
Source: RefSeq, a predicted model, not a curated record